GAGAUGAUUAUUAUACAAAAUUGUUGAAAAAUUUAGAGCCUCUAUCUAUUAAGGUCCGAAAAGCUGUAAAAUUUAAAGAUGGACCAGAAUUCAAGGAUAUUGAAAGAUAUGUUAUGCGCAGCGAACCACGUGGUUUAGCGUUAAUCAUAACAAAUAUUGCAUAUGAAUACUACGUCAGCCGGCCGUCUGCAAAGUACGAUGAAGACAAUUUGAAUAUACUUUUCACAGAAAUGGGGUUCAAAACAAUAGUGCGUAGGAAUUUGACAGGAAUCGAAAUCAAGAAAGAAGUUAAAGAAUUUUCUAAAAUGAAAGAAUUACGCAGAGUAGAUGCCGCAUUUAUUAUAAUAUCAUCCCAUGGUCAUGGAGAGUAUGGAAAACAAGAAACGGAAAUUCAAGGCACUGAUUAUCUAUCACCGAAUUACAAAUCAGUAUUUUGUACAGACAUAAUAGAUUAUUUCACAGCGGAACAAUGUCCUAAUCUUUGUGGUAAACCAAAGAUAUUUAUUUUUCAAACUUGCAGGGGUAAUACUCAUCAAAAAGCUGUUUCGAGAAAUGUCACGGAUACAAUAUCAACAGAACAUCCUGAUUCCGAACAACCAUAUGACUUAUCUUCUCGUAAUUAUGAAGAUACUCUGAUAGCUUAUGCCACAUUACCUGGUUACGUUUCUUAUCGAGACAAGUACACUGGAAGUUGGUUCAUACAAAUUCUGUGCGAAGUAUUCAUGAACUAUGCAUGUGAAAGACACAUACAAGAUUUGUUUGUCAUGACUGAUAGGAGAUUAAAAGACUUGAGGACUGGGCACAACGGUUGUCAAACAUUAUGGGUGAUCAAUCAAGGAUUCCAUAAACAUUGCUAUUUAAAUCCUGGUUUGUUUCACAAGCCUGGUGGAGAAAAUAAAUAGAAAGCAUCUACUGCCA
This is a messenger RNA of Copidosoma floridanum, 918 nucleotides long. RefSeq names its product caspase-6. Gene Ontology annotation, biological process: proteolysis. NCBI's taxonomy places the organism in Eukaryota, Metazoa, Arthropoda, Insecta, Hymenoptera, Encyrtidae. The record is from RefSeq and is a predicted model, not a curated record. Gene Ontology annotation, molecular function: cysteine-type endopeptidase activity.